Molecule: messenger RNA, 2123 nt
Organism: Dermatophagoides farinae (American house dust mite)
Lineage: Eukaryota; Metazoa; Arthropoda; Arachnida; Sarcoptiformes; Pyroglyphidae
Product: casein kinase I
Biological process (GO): protein phosphorylation
Molecular function (GO): ATP binding; protein kinase activity
Source: RefSeq, a predicted model, not a curated record
AUAUUCAUAUCAUUAGUGAUGAAUAAUAAUGAAAAAAAAAUUCUGCCUGUUUAGUAUUUAAUCAAAUUAAUAAUCAAGUUUGCCAACAACAAAGGUGUUUCGAAUCCGUUUGUAUAUGUGUGUUCCAGGAUCCAAUGAUUGUGUCGCUUGUCUUUGAUUUUGUCCAUCUAAUCGAACAAUUCAUCCAUCCAUCCAUUCGAAUUAUUAUUCAAAUUUUCUCAAAACUUUGGACCCAAUAUUUUCAACCAUCUAUCUUUCAUUGCUCAUUCAUAUUGUAUCAGAGAUCAAAUUGAACUGGAUUGAAACAUUUGUGUUUUUUUUUUGUCGAUACUGAUGGUGAUGAUGAUGAUGAUGGUUGUGGUCAGAUUUUAAUUUUCGUUCUCCAAGACAAGUGUUUCAAAUCGGUGAAUUUUGAUUUUGCUGAAGUGGUGCACACCACUAUAUACACCAAAAAAAGAUGAUUGUUUGAAUUGAAAAAAAAACCGAACCGACAAAUCUGUCUCUUUUUUUUUUUUGCUGGUCAUUUUUGGUUGGUGGCUGAAAAAAUUCCUGGAAAAAUCGUGAAUAAAUAGUCAAAAAAAAAUUUGAUCAUCUGUUCUAAUAUAUAAAUAGAAGAAUCAAAAAAAAAAAAAAAUCAAUUCGUGAUCGAAUAUAUAUUUAAAAAAAAAUAGGAAAAAUUAAAAAAAAAGUAAAAAUGUCCAAAACAAAUUUAUGUAAUACGGUUGUUGGUGAUAAAUAUCGCAUUAUACGGCCAAUUGGUGCCGGUUCAUUUGGCGAUAUAUAUCGUGCCAUUAAUCUACAGAAUGGUGAAGAUGUUGCCGUCAAAGUUGAACCAGUAUCAGCACGACAUCCACAACUACGUUAUGAAGCACAUGUUUAUAAAUCAAUACAGAAUUGUUUUGGCUUUCCAAUGCUCAGAUAUUUUGGUAUUGAAAAAAAUUAUCAAAUUAUGAUCAUCGACCUAUUAGGUCCAUCAUUGGAAGAUCUAUUCUCAUAUUGUCGACGGCGAUUUUCAUUGAAAACCGUAUUAAUGUUAGCCGAUCAGAUGUUGAUCCGUAUUGAAUAUCUACAUUCACGUGGAUAUAUUCAUAGAGAUAUUAAACCCGAUAAUUUUCUAAUGGGUAUUGGUCGUUUUUCACCCCGUGUAUAUCUUAUUGAUUUUGGUCUGGCGAAGAAAUAUUAUGAUGUACGUACAGGAAAACAUAUUGAAUAUCGUGAAGAUAAACAUUUAACAGGUACGGCACGUUAUGCAUCAGUCAAUGCUCAUUUAGGUAUCGAACAAAGUCGUCGUGAUGAUCUUGAAUCAUUUGGUUAUGUGUUGAUCUAUUUUCUUCGUGGUUCAUUACCAUGGCAAGGUCUAAAAGCAUCGAAUAAGAAACAAAAAUAUGAUCGUAUAACCGAAAGAAAAAUGUCCACACCAAUUGAAGCCCUUUGUUUGGGUUUUCCAGCCGAAUUUCAAAUGUUUCUCAAUUAUUGCCGUGGUUUACGGUUUGAAGAAGAUCCGGAUUAUAUGUAUUUACGGCAAUUAUUUAGAAUAUUAUUCCGUAGUCAUCAUUAUGAAUAUGAUUAUGAAUAUGAUUGGACGAUACGUAAAGAGAUUGAAAGGCGAGCUGGUAUUGAUAAUAAUUAUAAUAAUAAUAAUAUGGCCAAUACAAAAAUACCGGCUAAUAAACAGCAACAAAUGCAACAGGAUUCAACGAAUGUACAUGAUGGUUUAUUUGAAAAGAAAUAGUGAUUUUUUUUCUGUAUAUUAUAUUCUCAACAACAACAACAACAAUAUCUGACAUUCACACACACACACACAAAAUAUAUUUACACCAAAAUCCGUUGCAAUAUACAUUUUAUUAAUGCAUCAUACAUCGAUAUGAAUUGAUUGAUUGGAAAAAAUGAAUUGAAUGAAGAAUAAUUUUUUUUUGUUUGUUUUAAAUGCCUCAUCAUCAUCAUUUGUUACUGAAUUUCGUAUGAGAAAAAAAACAUUAACGAUGGUCAUUGGUCAAUUACCCAAAUGGAAUUGAUUCGGUGUAACAUUUGUAACAUGGUCUGUCAACGGAAUCGUUAUAAUCACAUAUAGAACAACAACAACAACAACAAUAACUUUCAGCAUCAAAUUAAAGUCAAUUUCA